Messenger RNA from Rotaria sp. Silwood2, 513 nucleotides. The record is from the annotation of a GenBank genome assembly. NCBI's taxonomy places the organism in Eukaryota, Metazoa, Rotifera, Eurotatoria, Philodinida, Philodinidae.
AUGGUACACGUUAAUAUUGUAAAUUUUGCAUUUAUAUAUCAAGGCAAUCAACAAUCAAAUUGUUUAACAUUCGAUCCGUCAGGUUCAACAUCAGGCCAAGAUGCUCAAAAUGAUUCAACAUUAUAUGACAUAUGUUGUAGUCAACAACAAUCACUUCGAUGCCCACCUAAUUAUAUUAUUGAUAGAAUAAUAGCUGAUAAUGCAGCUAAAUCAGAUGAAAAUAUUGGUACAGGUGCAUGUAUUUAUGAUGUAAAUGAUUGUUUUCAAAAUGAUGCAUCAACUAUUCAAAAUAUAUGUGUUGGUAGACCAUCAUUUAUAGCAUAUCAUUUUUCUAAAACUUUAGAAACACAUCAAAAUCGACCAUCAGCUUAUUUAUAUAUUGAUUAUAAAUGUAUACCGAAUGUUGUUUCUGGUAUAACUACAUAUAACAUAUGUAAUAAUAAUUUUUAUUUAAUUUACAAAUAUAAAAAACCAAAUCAAGAUAUUUAUCUUUAUAUAGUUGAUAUGGAUUGA